This is a messenger RNA of Corticium candelabrum, 665 nucleotides long. Its product is annotated as dnaJ homolog subfamily C member 30, mitochondrial-like. NCBI's taxonomy places the organism in Eukaryota, Metazoa, Porifera, Homoscleromorpha, Homosclerophorida, Plakinidae. The transcript is spliced from 2 exons. The record is from RefSeq and is a predicted model, not a curated record. Bases 6 to 593 code for a protein of 195 amino acids.
CCAACAUGGCGUGUCUUCGGGUCUCGUCGAAUUAUUAUAGACUAUUUUUACGACGACCAUCUAUUGUGGAGAGAGUCUGCUUGGCGAGGCCUCUUUCGGGGAGUCGAGAAACCAGAAGAAAGGAUUACUACCAGAUUCUGGGAAUAAGCCCUAAGGCCACACAGUUUCAAGUUAAAGAGGCGUAUUUGAGUCAAAGUUUGAAGUGGCAUCCCGAUAAGAACAAAGGAAAUGAAGAGGAGGCGCACACAAACUUUACUAACGUUACAGAGGCCUAUUCUGUAUUAGGGAAUUACGAAACGAGACGCAAAUACGACAGAAGAAUGUUCAGAGAACACGGACGACACGGCGUCUACUCAACAGAAGAUAGAAAGCGAGCCCAAACGGCAGCCCAAGACUUCGACCUUUUCUACAAGUCGCACUACGAAGGGGUGAAGAAGCACAAGGACCGAGUGGCCAAAGAGAAAAAAUUUCGGGAGGAGAGACAGCAGUUUGGCGACGCUGGGACACAGCAGAGGUUUAUAUUCACGACCGUUUUUACACUACUGGCAGUGUUUCUAUAUUAUGUACGACGAAAGUUGGGGAUAUUUAUGUGAUUAUGAUAUGACAUGUUCGAUACAGAGAAUAAAAUAUGUAUGGUAUUGAUAUAAAUCUUUGUGUCAAUUCGA